Ilyonectria robusta is the source of this 2172-nucleotide messenger RNA. Its product is annotated as OPT oligopeptide transporter protein-domain-containing protein. The transcript has 5 exons. The coding region runs from base 1 to 2172 and encodes 723 amino acids. The record is from RefSeq and is a predicted model, not a curated record. Gene Ontology annotation, cellular component: fungal-type vacuole membrane. Lineage: Eukaryota; Fungi; Ascomycota; Sordariomycetes; Hypocreales; Nectriaceae. Gene Ontology annotation, molecular function: oligopeptide transmembrane transporter activity.
AUGCAUUCGGAAGUAGAUGGCAUUCGCGGCUCUGUCGACAUUGAGGACAGCACUUCUCAUGCCUUCGUUGAUGUCCAAGACAUCUUCCUGCCAUUCCCGACCGAUGAUGACGAUAAUGUACUAGAAGAUGAGACUGAUAUUUUGCGAAUUCGAAGCAUCUUUGUUGGUGUCCUUCUCGGUGCAGUUGUCAAUGCCUCUAACGUCUAUCUUGGUCUAAAGACUGGUCUUACAUUCCCUGCCAGUCUCUUUGGUUCCAUCUUAGGAUUCGCAAUCAUCAAGACAGUUAGCAGGAUGGUGACGGAAAGCUUUCCCAUUCUCGGUGGCAAGUUCGGUCCCAAAGAGAACAACAUCAUCCAGACGAGUGCCACAGCUGCUGGUGGGCUGGGCACAGUCUUCACCAGUGCCAUUCCUGCUCUUUACCAGAUGGAGCUUCUGAGCAACCCGAAAGAGGACUAUGGAAAGAUCGCCUGCUUUACUUUGGGCACUGCCUACGUCGGGUACUUCUUCGCAACUCCUCUAAGAAACCUCUUCAUCGUUCAACUGGCAAGACAGCUACGACUCGUUUUCCCCACGUCUACGGCCACAGCCACUACGAUUCGUUCAAUUCACAUUGCCUCGACGGGUGCGAAUGAAGCCAUGAAGAAGGUCAAGUUCCUCUUCAUCGCUUUUGUGGCUGCUUUUGUCCUUCGAGUGGCUUCGUUCUUCGCAACCGGUCUGCUCUGGGAUUGGCACAUCUUUACCUGGUUCUUCAUCUGGGGCAAUUACAACAAUUCGGCCAUCUUUGUGGAGAACUGGGCAUGGUUCAUUGAGUGGACGCCUGCGGUGAUUGGUUCUGGUAUGAUGGUCGGCAUGAAUACAGCCAUGUCUAUGUUCGCCGGUACAGUUGUCAGCUGGGCCAUCAUUGGACCCGUUCUCGUCCGGACGGGCGCUGCCUCUGGCCUGUUGAUUAUGGGAGAGGGUGACACUGGGCCGUGGAAGGACUACACGACUUAUUUCAGCAUGAGUCUGCAGGAUCCAGUCCACAACCCAAGCCCUCGAUACUGGCUAUUGUGGCCGGGUGUUCUUCUCAUGAUUGUCGUAUCUAUCGCAGAGAUGCUAUGUCAGUAUCGCGUGUUGCAAUUUGCUGCACUUGCGACUGUCCAAGAGCUUACCAAGGCCAUCCUCGCCGGGCUCAAUUUGGUUGGGUUAAACUCCCAGUAUCUGGCUAAAUUUGUGGCACGCCAGGACCAGCACAAUAUGGAAGAGGAAGUUCCAGACCACCAUUGUAUCAAGACGUGGAUGUGGAGUUCGGGAUUGAUUCUGUCCAUUAUUGUGACGGCGAUUAGCUGUGGCCUGCAGUGGAGCGUACCUGUAUCCAUCACUGUCAUCUCCGUCGUUUUGGCCAUGAUCUUCACACAAGUUGCCAUUCUCAGCACUGGCAUGACGGACAUGACACCGCUUACAGCCGUGUCGAAGUCGUCGCAGCUAAUCCUCGGCGGCGUCACCCGAAACGACGGAUAUGCCCUUCACAAGUCCCAGCUUAUUAACUCCAUCGGCGGUUCCAUCGCCUGUGGUGUUGCUAGCCAGGCCACAGACCUAACGGCCGACUUCAGAGUCGGAUAUCUUCUGGGUACCCCUGCACGCGCUCAAUGGAUAGCACAGGGAAUCGCUACGCUAGCUGCCGUGUUCCUCUCUCCCGGUAUCUUCAUCGUCUUCGCCACAGCCUAUCCCUGUAUUCUAGAUCUCAGUGCCCAGAGUUGCGCCUUUGCAGCGCCAUCUGUCAGUGCCUGGCGUGCCGCGACCAUCGCUUCCACGAGCCCGAGCCUGCCCAUCCCCACGUCUUCAGGAAUAUUUGCCAUCUGCCUCUCCGUCUUUGGCGCCGCACUUGUCGUUUUGAAGCACUUCGUGCUGACGGGUGAUAGAGAGAAGUAUCGUGUUUAUGUACCCAACAUGAUGGGCUUUGGAAUCAUGAUGGUCGUCCCGGCGCCGUCGCUAGGCAUCGCUAUUGCAAUGGGGGCUUUCAUCGCUGCAACAUGGGAGAAGUUUUGGCCACAGACUCAUGAAGUGUUUUUGUUCCCCGUGGUUGCUGGCAUGAUUGCUGGCGAGGGAAUCGGAGGAGUCGCUAAUGCGAUCAUGUCGAUUGCCGGCGUCUCAGCUGGUACAAAUAUCGCGUGUCCUGCAGGUAGCUGCUGA